AUGACAGCUACACAUACCGCCAGAGCCGAUGGUAGCCUCCUAGCUAGCUAUCUGCAUGAGAUGCCGUUCGAAGAUGGGACGAGCAACAGCAAGCCACCCAAAUUUGGGGUUAUCAAGAUCACCAAUAUCCCUUAUGCGGUGACGAAGCAUGAGGUUUUGCAGUUUCUUGGACGUAACGCCAGUCCCCUGAGUCCUGACUUGGGAUAUCCUGUUCACAUCAUCAUGGAGCGUUCGACUGGCAAGACCAUGGACUGCUAUGUUGAAUUCCCCACCAUUCCUGAUGCGGAGCAAACCCUUAGCUGGGUCAACCGUUGUCUAGAGAACUUCCAGUCACCCAAGUUGGGUAAUCGUCACGUUAUAGUGAGGCUUAGUAGCCAGGACGAGUUGCUUAACGACCUUUUCCCUCAUGCGAAAUGUGUUGAGUGGAGAGAUGGUGUCCCGUACGUGGAUAAUUCCAAAAAGGACAAGUAUUGCUCUGGAUUUCAGGGGUUCUUGACCGGAGAAGAAAUCUUCUGCACUGUACGACAUGCUGAGGUUCCUAAUCGCUCCCCUUACUGUACAAAAUGUCUUCAGCGCCCGUAUGAGAAUAUGACAAGCACCCUGCACAAGUAUCCCUGGUAUGCAACACAUUGUUUCACCGUGGAAGAUCGCAAUCAGCUUUUUUCUGCUACAUUUCGUCUACUUCAUGCACUGGUGCCGAAAGUCGAAAGGGGAAGAACCAUCGGGCUCGACUCGCGCGUUGUUGAGGAUUUGCUGCGAGCGGGACUUCACUGCCCCGUCUUUAAUAACCGCCAGAAAUUUGUUCUGAACAUUGCUGCAAAGAACUGGAAUGGCCCUAAAUCUCUCUCUUCGCGUUACUGGCCGUUUGACACUCUGGUCCAAAAGAAUAAUGCUAGUGAGGAGUUGGUGAUGGAAUAUGCCGAACUGAUUGCUGCUGGUGUUGGCAGCCAGAAUCCUGCUUGCAAGAUACCUAUUAAUACCUGGAAUCCUGUUAUGCAUGCUGGUUCUCCAUUUGGCAAGAUCUGGAUUGAAUGGGGAUGGGGCAAUACCCAUCAUAAGUGGCACGACGCAGUGGAAUAUGAGAGAGGUGCUUUGAGUCGACUCAUUGCUGAGGGUCUGCAGGUGAAAAAUAAUGCUGAAAAUGAAACACUCCCUGUUGUAUCCAAAACCCCAUCAACCUCAAUUUCAGUGGGUAAUGUACCUGCAGCCGGAGGUCCAACUGCGGCUGGACGUAGCAAUGUAGGAUCGGUCCCCACCUUUCGUUUCCCCAUUCGCCUCGCCCACAACGUGCACCGCCAUACCAGCUCUGCGCCGAUCAAUUUAAUCCGCGAUCUGAACCCUGCCAAUACGUCUAGACUCACCAACGAUGAUCCCCAUUCUGUCCAACCUCGUCCGCGCCCGCAUUCCAACUCCAUUUCGGGAACCUCUGAGAAAACUAUCACCCGUAAUAAUAUUUUCGGGUCAGUUGGUGGUAAAAUCCGUCGUCGCAACCGUGCUGCGACUGCUGGGAGCCGCCACUCCCCAGUUCUUGAAGUCGAUGAGGAUCACUAUGCAAAUCUCGUGUGA
This is a messenger RNA of Paracoccidioides brasiliensis Pb18, 1566 nucleotides long. RefSeq lists its product as uncharacterized. Gene Ontology annotation, molecular function: nucleic acid binding. Bases 1 to 1566 code for a protein of 521 amino acids. The transcript is spliced from 5 exons. The record is from RefSeq and is a predicted model, not a curated record.